AUGGAUGGUUCCAACGAUGCGAACGAUGAAAAUAAACGACCCGAUGUCAAAUCGCCAGCUCCGAAAUCUCCAUUUCGCAUAGGCGCCAGGCUUUUCGGAAAUUCAAUUGCAAACUGUGCAGAUGAGAAUUUAGAGGACACUUGCACUGAAUUUGAUAGUCCAAAUCUUUCUCGUGCAGACGCGGAAGAAAUCGAUGAAAAUCUGGAGCAAACGAAAAUUGGAAUACCAUUUGUGACAACAACGCAUAAUUUAAGUGUUGUUGAAGAGAGUGAUGAGAGGACAGCUGAAGAUGAUGAAACUGAUGGAAAUAUCUCACAAGAUGACAAUGUGUUCGUUCAAGAGGAUGAAAUUUCCUCUCCCACACGUCAACUCUCUGAAAUAAAGCAAGUGAUAGACGAUUCAACUGCAACCACGCCUAUUCUUCUCGCGUCACAAAUUGAUAAAGGACACCAUUCCAUUAACAUCCGUUCAGUGGAAUCAGAACUACCGCAAAUUGUUCAACCCGAACCUCAAAUCGAUUACUCUUUACAUGAGUUUGAGUUGAUUGAAAUGAAGGUUGAGUAUGAUGAAAUGAUAAAAAUGUUCCAAAACGAUAUAGAAGAAGGAAAAGCUCGAGAAGAGGCUUUGAAACAAUCGAUAGAAAACAAUCGCCAAUACAUUCAUGAAUUGGAAUCGAACGUUCAAAAACUUGCUGACUUGAACCAAUCGAAUGUCUCCGAGUUAUCAGUCGAAUCCGAGAGAAGAAACUCCGAGCUUACCAUCCUUCAGUCGAAUCUUGUUGAAUUGUCCGCCAAACUAGAAAUUGCUCAAGCUGAUCUCUCUGAAUCUGAGAAAGCACAUCAGGAGACGAUUCAAAACCUCAAAGCAAGUAUCGAAAGUUCGAAUAUUUCGCUUGUGGUUCUUCAAGAAAAACUUGAUGACGCAGUGUCAAAAUGUAAUAGAAGAGAAACAGAGCUAAUCAGUCAAGCCCAGCAACAUCAAGAGCAACUUGAGAAGCUUCAGUUAGUGAUUUCGGAAAAUCAAAACACAGCUGAACAGCCGGAAACCGAAGAGCUCCACGCUCGUAUCGAAGAGAUGCAAGCAUCCAUCAAUUUUGCUCAAAAUGCCAUUGAAACCGCUAACUAUGCUCAAGCUACUCUUCGAAACGAACUUCAGGAAUCCGAAAAAAAGCUGGAAGCAGCUGAAGAAGCUCUCACUGUUAAAGAAAACACAAUAAUCACCCUCGAAUCAAGAAUUGAAGCCAUAUCUCGGGAAUUUGAGGGACGACUCGAAGAGGCGGAUCAGUUGAAGGCAGAAGCAAUGAGGAUGGAAACAAUGACUGCUUCAUUGUCAGAUAUAGAACAACAGGUCAGAGAAUUAACUGCGGAAUUGGAGGAAUUCAAACGUCGUGUCAUCGAAGCGGAGAGAACUGCUCAAAAUGAUGUCACAUCGAUACGAGACGAGAAAAAAGAACAAUCAAUUGCUCUUGACGAAGCAAAAACACGAAUUGUCAUGCUCGAAAAGAAGUUGAAAAUGUCUGAAAAAGAAGUGGGAAGACUCGGUAAAUUAUGUGAUGAUUUCGACGACGAGGAGCAAGAUUACAGAGAGGAAAUCGUCAAGUUGAAAGCUGAAAUUAAACAGCUUAAAUUAAUAAAGUCCCCGAUGGGAGCCCUUGAAGAGGAAAGAAUAAGUACCAAGCCACAGGACAACGAUGAUGUAUUUGAAGAUGCGCAGGACUCUUUUCAAUCAGAAGCUGACCAUCAAUCCGUGUUUUUAAGAAUUGACGCUGCUGACGAGAUGGUUCAUCCAGACGACAAAUCCCUUGAGAGACCUGAAUCUGAAAUUUCGCCGAAUCCGAAUUGA
Messenger RNA from Caenorhabditis remanei, 1842 nucleotides. RefSeq lists its product as uncharacterized. The transcript is spliced from 5 exons. The record is from RefSeq and is a predicted model, not a curated record. NCBI's taxonomy places the organism in Eukaryota, Metazoa, Nematoda, Chromadorea, Rhabditida, Rhabditidae. The coding region runs from base 1 to 1842 and encodes 613 amino acids.